This is a messenger RNA of Epithele typhae, 1074 nucleotides long. Its product is annotated as NAD(P)-binding protein. Lineage: Eukaryota; Fungi; Basidiomycota; Agaricomycetes; Polyporales; Epitheliaceae. The transcript has 4 exons. The record is from RefSeq and is a predicted model, not a curated record. Gene Ontology annotation, cellular component: cytoplasm. Bases 1 to 1074 code for a protein of 357 amino acids.
AUGUCUCUCCUCGUCCUUUCCGCGCCCGACGUCCUCCGCGUAACCCAGUCAUUCAAGCCCCCGGAGCUCGUCGCGCUCAUGGCCGCCGUCUUCGCCCGCCUCUCCGCCCCCACCCCCGACCCCGGGCUCGCGCAGCCGCACCGCACCGUGCUCGCGCUCGCUCACCACACCGCGCUGUUCAUGCCUGCGCGCGUAUCUGGGGCGGGGACGACGCUCAAAGUUGUCUCGGUGCCCUCCCCGGAUGCGCCGGAGGAUGUAAGGGCGCGGGGGCUCCCGGCGAGCACGCUGGUGCUGGAUGAGCGCACGGGUGCUGUGAAGGCGGUGGUGAAUGCGCGGUUGUUGACUGCGCUGAGGAAUGCUGCUGGAUCACUCCUCGCCACCCAACUCCUGCUCCCAACCGAUGCCGCUCCAACGAACAUCGUAGCCGUCGGCGCCGGAGCACAGAUCCAAGCACAUCUCAACCUCUUCCUCGUCGCAUACCCCACCAUAAAGACGUGCACCAUCUUCAACCGCACGCAGAACGCCCGCCUAGCCUCGCUCCGCGAUCGCAUCGCCCUGGCUUUCCCUCACAUUCAUGUGUCCACUGGCUCUCUUAGCCCGGAUUCGACCAUGCGAGAAGCAGUCUCGAAGGCACAGGUCAUCAUCACCGCGACGUCCUCGACGGUCCCGCUAUUCCCCUCCGAGUUCGUCAGUCCAGGGACGCAUCUGUGCCUCAUCGGAUCCUACACGCCCGAGAUGCAUGAAAUAGACACUCCUCUGGUCCGUCGCGCGGGUAAGGUCGUCGUGGACCAGAAGGCCGCCUGUCUGAAGGAAGCUGGCGAACUGAUCACGGCAGGACUGCAAGAAAAGGACCUCGUCGAGCUGGGGACCCUCUACGACUGCGACCUCGACACUUCGGCGUGGUCGCCGGAUGCGACGAAGAUCGCAGACGUUCGGGCGAGUGGGGAUGUGACGAUCUUCAAGUCGGUCGGCGUCGGGGUGCAGGACGUCGUGAUCGCGAGCGCGGUGGCCGAUCGGGCGGCGGAGCUGGGGGCUGGGACCGUCGUUGGGGAUUACGACGCGGAGCUGCCGUGA